UUGAAAAACCUUGGCAUUGUCAACUACGUUUUUAACACGUUCUGUUCCCAGUGAAGAAUUGAAGGCGCCAAGUUUUUCAGCAAAAUGGAUAUAAUUCAAGGCCAGAAACUAUUCAAGAAAGACAAGAGUGAAGUGGAUGCCGACGAGAUUCUUCAGGACAAGGAGAUUAUAGGGUUUUAUUUCAGUGCUCACUGGUGCCCUCCUUGUCGCGCGUUCACACCUAUAUUGACAGAGCUUUACGGUGAACUGAGGAAUGAAAAUGCUCCUUUUGAAGUCGUCUUUGUUUCAUCUGAUCAAAGCGAAGACGAUAUGUUCAGUUAUAUGGAGGAGAGCCACGGUGAUUGGCUUGCUGUUCAAUUUGAUGGUGAUGUUUCUACUAAGCUUUCCGAGAAGUUCGCCGUAGACGGAAUUCCAACUUUUAUCAUCUUGAAGAAAGAUGGCACUGUCAUAACGGAAAGCGGUGUUGAAGAGGUGACAGAAAAAGGAGCAGAAGCUUUUAAGGAGUGGUUAGGAUAAUGUACUAAGUAUUCAAAUUCUCAAUUUAAACAUUUUCUGACAAAAAUAUAUUAUUAUCGACCACUGCAAAACAGGAUUGUUAAAGCUGCGCGCACACACACACACAAUGCCUAAAUGUUUUACUGUGUAUAACUUGAAACGUGCAAAUGUAUACAAAUGAUAUAUUAUAUAGUAACUCCAUAUACUAAGGAUAAUACACUAAAGAGUGGCUUAUACUUAUAAUAUCAAAUAUUUGACCAUUUGCUAACUUUGAACGUUAACUAAUAAAUAAAUAAUGCAAACUGGAAUUUCUUUGGAAAACAUUAAGAUGCGUUGGUUAUUUCAUUUUUGACUUUAGUGAUUUAUGGUUAAAUAUAUGACAUUAUGAUCAAAUUACCUCACUGGACUGAAUUAUGAUUAAUAUUACCCAAUUUUACUAUUGAUGAAGUCAACUACCUUUAUCUGAAAUUAGUUAUUUUUAUGGAAUUUCAGCAGAAUUAAUAUCAAUUUCUUUAAGUUUUGAGUACCUUGUAAGUAAACUAAGACAUACAACUCUUAAUAAAGGAAAGGCAUAUUAAGUUAAUCAAGGGAAUAAACGCUGGUAAUGAUAAUUACAUAUAUAGGACGGCAGCUUCGUAAGACCUCUCAGUUAUAUACGAUUUUUUGUUAAUUUGCCAACGCUUCAUGAUGUUAAGAGUGGUUUCCACUAAUUUCCCUGAAGUUGUCGAACGUAGCCUUUUAUGUCAAGGGCUCCCAAACUGUGGCAGUAGGAGAGUGUCAGAUGUGGAAGGGGAGGGAGGGGGUAGGAAAUGUACAGAAGAAACAGUACUAUUAAUGUACUUAACCUCUACAGAUUCAAUGGGUGGAGCACAUCAGUGGAGAUGCAAAAUAUCCUGGGAGGUCUUAUGCCAAGAAAGUUUGGGAGCCCUUGCUCUAUGUUAGAAGCUUGAAUUCGAAACAUAGAUUUCUUCUUUGUAGCCUCUUGUGUUUUUCUGUAAGUUUAGGACUUUUCAACUACAAUAGGAAAAAAAAUUAUAUUUAAGCAAAGUGUUUAGACAUGCUUUUAUGUUGUGAAAUUCUGAAUAAAGACUCA
Molecule: messenger RNA, 1588 nt
Organism: Limulus polyphemus (Atlantic horseshoe crab)
Lineage: Eukaryota; Metazoa; Arthropoda; Merostomata; Xiphosura; Limulidae
Product: nucleoredoxin-like protein 2
Exons: 3
Coding region: 85-516 (143 amino acids)
Biological process (GO): sensory perception; photoreceptor cell maintenance
Source: RefSeq, a predicted model, not a curated record